AUGAAGGUAGAAAUAGGUGCGCUGAUUAACUCCGUGAUAGAACUCAGCGUUAAUCGGUGGACCACAGCUUUUUCAGUGAAGAAGCUGAUUUCGGAUUCCUAUCAUUUGCCGUUCUUAAGUCUACAAUUAUUUAGUUUUGAAAACGAAGUUAGUGAUAACGAAAUCAUUAGGCCAAGCAAAAUUACAGCACAAAAUCAAUUUACUUGUAAGAUUAAUACCACUGUAUACGAAGAUAGCGACGAAAUCGACUGCGGAAAAGAAACACUCGAGUUCAAAGAAAAAGUAGAAAAACUUAUUGGACUUGGAUUCACAUCAUUUAUUGCAAAAAAAGCAUUAAAUGCAGCAAAUGGUGAUUAUGAAAAUGCAAUCACUCUACUUGACGUUAAACUCUUAAAACCAAAAUUUCAACAAGUAAUUCUCAGAGAUGAUUUCAAUAAUAACUGUGAAAAUACACAAAAUAUCGCAUCAACUGGCUCCAGUUACCAUACAACAGAAAAUUCUAUGUCUCAGAAUUCAGAAUCAGAAAAAAGUAAAAUAAUUUACGUUGCUGGUCAACAAGUUGAUACAGGCAUCUCAAAGAUCGUUUACAUUGAUGUUACAAAGCACCCUAAACCAACCAUUCCCAAAGUCACAGACACAACACCAUGGACAGAGGAAGAAGACCAGAAAUUGAUAGAUUUAUAUUCAAACCUGAUACAAAAUAAAGAUAAAUUCGUAUUCAUUUGCAAACACCUUGAACCUCAUUCCAAAGAAGGUUGCAUUUCAAGAUACGAGGAACUGAAGAAACAGUACAAAAAUAAAGAAAUUAAUUACUUGAAUGUUCCUACCAGAAUGAUCCAGCUGUGGAAUCACGAUCCUCCAGGUUCUAAGAAGAAAAAGAAGACUCAAAAAAAGCAAACUACAAUUGCAGAAAUAAAUAAAAAAGAAAAUAUAAAAGAAUCAGAUCAACAAGAAACAAAAACAGAAGAAACUGUUGUUAUUAAUGGAGAAGAACAAAUAUUAAAUCAGCAAAAGGAACAAUCAAAAGAAGUUCAUGAACCAGAAAAUUUACAAAUUCAGCUAAAUAAUGAUGAACAAACAGAUAAAGAUAAUCUUAAACCAAAUGAAGAAGAAAAUCUUAAUAAUGAGCAAAAUCAAAAAGAAACAGAAAUUGCAAAGAAAAUGGAAAAUACAUCAAUAAAAGUGAUCGAAAAUUUGAAAACAGAAACUCCAAUUGAAACAAAGCCAAAACCAACAGGAGUAAGACCACUACCUGACUACGUAAUUGAUAUUUUCCCUGUAAUACGAAAGUUUUACGAACUUAACUACGAUUGCCAGUUUUUGGAGCAUUUUUUCCCAGAUUUCGCUGCCGGUUACUUAGUUUUUUUAAUGUCACAUAUCAAGAUGAACAUCAACAUCAACAGGGGAACAAACACAUGGUCACUCAGAGACAUGAGAAAACUGCUUGAGCUUUCUUUUGGAGGUUUAACAGAUCCAGAAGUUCAGAAACUGAUGCUAAAUCACACAACAAGGCAGAUACAUGACAAAAAAAUGCGUUUGUUAAAAGACAUCAAAGGAACACGUCAUUUGAUGGUAUUCGCACAAGUUCACGAAGGAUUCAAAGUACCAGAAGAUGCCACAUACGAUCAAAACGGAAUUCCAAGCUACCUUGAUGGAUUGAUCACUUCCUUUAAUUCGAACAAGAAGAACAGAGAUCUCCUCCAAUCAUCCAUUUCUCUUCCCGACUUAGAUAUACUGAAAACAACAGAAAUGGUUCUGAGAGAAAGAAAGCCACCAAAACAGGCAAAAGAUGAUGAAAGCGAUAGUUCGAAAUCGAAAACUCCUGUUCCUUGGACGGAGAAAGAAGACCAAGCAAUAAUUGAUGGAUAUGCUGAGUUCAAAGACUACAGAGAUAAAUGGGUCAGAAUGGUCAACAAACUUCCUGGUCGUACUACAAACCAAAUAUCAUCACGAUUCAGAACUAUCAGUGACGAAAUAAAGAAAGGCCUUAAAACAAACAUCAACAUCCCUAAAGAGAUUGAGGAAAUCUUCAUUCGCUCUUCUUUUAAUUCCCUCCCACUUCCAUCAAUCUCAGUCAAUUUCCCUCAACUCGUCUACUGCUAUUUCGGCAACAACUGUGACAUCAACAAGACGUGGAAAGACUUCAGUCAGUUUAUGAAGGGAUACCUCUUCUUCGUCCUCCUCACUGCGAGUCAAUCAAUAAGAAGAAUCAACAACAACUGGGAGAAAAAGGAAGAAAGAGUUCUAUUCGAAAUGUAUUACGAUGGAUUUAGUAUAUUAGAAAUAUCAAAGCAGCUGAACAAAUCAAUCGAACAAAUACAAGAAAAGAUUGCUCAAUCAGAAGAAAGAGUAAAAAUGUCACAGGAAUUACUAAAAAAGGUAUCAGACGACCUUGUAAAGAGUGGCAUAAACAUUGCUACAGCUGUUGAUGCUGAUGGUCUUCCUGUUUAUUUCAAAGAGACAUUUAGGUAUUACAUUGCUCCAAUUUAUGGUCACACAGACACUACAAAUGAAACAGAUCCAGAAUGGACAAAAGAAGAAGAGCAAAUCUUGAUUAACAAGUACUCUGAGUUCUUGGGAAACAAAAAUGUUUGGAAAUUGAUUGCCGAAGUAAUCCCAAGGCAUCAGCCUAACCAAAUAAUGAGGUACUUUAAAUCUCUUUUAGACAGGAUCAAGCAAGAUAAAUGCCCAGAUUUGACAGUUACACAGCAGGUAAGAGAUUUAGUUGAAGCUGAAAAGAAGUUACAAAAGAAUAUUUCUGAAGAGGACAAGAAGAAAAAGAUUGUUGUUGCUGUAAAAAGUUCUCAACCAACACAGAAAAUUCCAAUAUGGAAACGAAAAAGAGAUGAAGAAGGUUUCAACCAAGAAAUGAUUGACAACAAAGAAUUGCAAAAACUGAAACCUCUACCAGAUAAACAAGUCGAUAUUUUGCAUCUGAUUAAAGAUUUUUACGAGAAAGAAGGCGACGAUAUUGAACUUCAGAAACUGUAUCCGGAUUUUUCUGUUGGCUAUUUAGUCUAUUUGCUUGAUUGGACACUCAGGCAAUUGUCGAAACGCUUCAAGAGCCAGAGCUGGAAUGAUAAAGAAACGAGGUUUGUACUGGAGAAACACUUCGACGGAAUAACUCGAUCUCGAAUUGGGGAAGUAAUGACAUCAAAAAACAAAUUCCAAAUUGGUUCUAAAAGUUACAAUGUAAUGGAAAAUUUAAACAAUACAAACUUCCUCAAAGAGUUUGCAGCGGAAUUCCAGAAAUGUCCGGGGAUAGAGUCAUCAAAAUACAAUGAUGAUGGCAUUCCUUCCUAUCUUCCACCAAUGAUACAAAACUACUUAAACAAAACAGUGCAAAAACCCAAAUUAUCUCUUCAGAUGGAAAAACCAAUAGUACUUCCUCCAGUCGCUUUGCCGCCUCCUAUUCUUGAUAGGCAACAGUUUAUUCUGCCAAACAUAGAUGCUAUUCGACCAAGUAGAUCCGCAUCAUUCCCUAGUAUUAAUGAAGAUGACCCAUCUCUGCCAAUUGACUUCUCUUCUCGAGUCUCUUUCAUCAUGAACAUGGGAUAUCCAGAGAAAAUGACAACAUCAGCUCUGAAACUAAAUGACUGCGACAUAGAGAAGACACUGCAGAAUCUCAACCAAAUCGUCAAAGUGGAAGACUUGGUUAUUGACCAAUGCCAUCCAAAAGUUGACGAACCAAAGAUUUUAGGUGUAAUUGACUCAGAUGGAGAAUUGAGAGAUUUAAAAGAUGUCAAGCCUCCACCUGUUGUAUACAAAAUCAGAGAAAUCAUAAAUCCACCUCCUUCAAAGCCAAAGCCAUUGUUUGUGUUAAAGAAUACCAACAUUGCCAGCUUAUUACCACUACUUACUAAGCAAAGACAGGAACAACUCAGGUUACAGAGAAUUCGACAGAUGGAGAAACCUAAUGAAGAAGUUGAAGAGAAUUUAGUUGAAAAAGCGAGGAAAAAAGAAGAAGAAUUACAAAAACAGAAAAAAGAUAUUGUCGAAUCAAAUUUAAGAUGA
Messenger RNA from Trichomonas vaginalis G3, 4014 nucleotides. Its product is annotated as MYB protein-related family. NCBI's taxonomy places the organism in Eukaryota, Parabasalia, Trichomonadida, Trichomonadidae. Gene Ontology annotation, biological process: regulation of DNA-templated transcription. The record is from RefSeq and is a predicted model, not a curated record. Gene Ontology annotation, cellular component: nucleus. Bases 1 to 4014 code for a protein of 1337 amino acids. The transcript has a single exon. Gene Ontology annotation, molecular function: DNA-binding transcription factor activity, RNA polymerase II-specific; RNA polymerase II cis-regulatory region sequence-specific DNA binding; protein binding.